AUGCAAGACCCGUUUCUGGCACUGUCGCCGUUCAAGAACAGCGAAAACCUGCUUGUAAGACACUCGCUCGAAAUCGCGGUGUCGUUUUUUCUGUAUCUCUUCGUCGUGGAGCGUCGGCUGGCGCCCGCGAUCAACCGUCGCGUCUUUGGAACGCACUACACCAAGUGCACAGACCGCAGCACGCGAAUCAACUUCGAUAUCCACACGGUGUCGAUGGUGCAGUGCGUGGUGAGUCUGUCGCUGACGGCACCCAUUUUGCGUCAGCCGCUGGCCGCCAGCGUGUCGACAUUCCAGGACCCCUUCAACUCCAUGGUCGCGGCCCUCACGUGCGGGUACUUCCUCUGGGACGUGUGCGUGUGCGUGAAACACUUUUCGCAGUUCGGCGUUGGGUUCUUGGGCCACGCUCUCGCGUCGCUGUACGUGUUUGUGAUCGCUUUGCGCCCGUUUUGCCAAUCGUGGGUUGGCAAGUUUUUGAUCUUUGAGGCGUCCACGCCGUUUGUCAACGUCAACUGGUACUUCAGCCAGCUGGCCGCGGGCGGGAAGGUCCCGCUGUGGCUCAACGCGCUGAACGGCGUAAUGCUGAUCCUCACGUUUUUCUGCGUGCGCAUUGUUUGGGGGUUUUCCGCCAUUGCGAUCCUGAUUCGCCAGCUAUGGCUCGAACGCGAGCUGCUGCCCGUCUGGCUACCUCUCACAGUGCUGCUCUUGAACACUGCCCUCAAUUGUUUGAACUUGGUAUGGCUAAACAAGAUGAUUCGCAUUGCCAAGAAAAUGGCGAAACGCAACCGCAAACAGGGCUAG
This is a messenger RNA of Lachancea meyersii CBS 8951, 798 nucleotides long. Lineage: Eukaryota; Fungi; Ascomycota; Saccharomycetes; Saccharomycetales; Saccharomycetaceae. The record is from the annotation of a GenBank genome assembly.